Messenger RNA from Arachis ipaensis, 767 nucleotides. Its product is annotated as succinate dehydrogenase subunit 6, mitochondrial. Lineage: Eukaryota; Viridiplantae; Streptophyta; Magnoliopsida; Fabales; Fabaceae. The record is from RefSeq and is a predicted model, not a curated record. Gene Ontology annotation, cellular component: respiratory chain complex II (succinate dehydrogenase).
CUUUAUAAAAAAAAGAGUACAAGACGCAAUGAAUGGAUCUGCGUCUGGGAUUCCAUUUACAAAACCUAAACAGUAGCACACGACCCAAGCUGAAGAACACGACUGUCCCAAUCACCAUUCACCUUUGCCAGCGUUACUUUCGCUCCUGCUACGCUUUGAGGGAAACAAGAGAAAUUGGGGGUGAUGGCAUCUUUCUGGGAUAGCUACAAGGAAUUUUGGUCGGAGAGGUUCUCCUUCCUUAGCAACUAUUCCAACGCUAUCCAACGCGAUAGGCCACUCCAUCCUUGGACUGAUUCUGAUGUUGAUCAGUUCAUUGCUUUGGAUCCUGUUCAUGGACCUGCUUUGAAAAGUGCUAGAGAUGCAGUACAAUUUGGCAUCACUGGAAGUGCUUUGGGAGCAGCAUUCACUGCAGGCUACGCAUGGAAAUAUUCCAGAAGUUUGCAUGGUGCUGCACUUUCUUUUCUAGCUGGAGGUGUAUUUGGAUGGACGUUUGGGCAUGAAAUUGCAAAUCAUGCACUUCAACUCUACAGGUUAGAUACACUGGCUGCAGAGGCUAAGUUUUUGGAGUGGUGGAAAAAUAAGAGCGAAUGAGGCUAUUAGAUCUAUUAGCUGCUGGUGUGUCAGAGUGCAACUUUUGUUCUCCUUUCAGGAAGUUUAAUCUCAGUGUUUGCUGUGCAAAUUUAUGUUAAUUGAAUAAAUACUUCUUUGUGACUUUAAGUGCCAAUUCCACCCUAUUCUAUUUUACUUAGUUAUUUGCAUUAUCAUCA